Molecule: messenger RNA, 1134 nt
Organism: Dermacentor andersoni
Lineage: Eukaryota; Metazoa; Arthropoda; Arachnida; Ixodida; Ixodidae
Product: 3-oxoacyl-[acyl-carrier-protein] reductase FabG-like
Source: RefSeq, a predicted model, not a curated record
AUCCAACGAUCCUUACUAUUCUCGUUUCGCUUUUUUAUGCCGGCAGUUGAGCACUUGUAGAUUGUGCGUUCGAGCUGUUGUGGCGCCGGCUCUCGUGGGUUCAUUGAUUUUUGUUCGAACUGCAGCUGCACCUGUGACGAGAAAUGCCUCCCGAAGCUAUUAUCAACCUGUCGGGCAAGGUGGCAAUCAUAACAGGUGCCUCUUCAGGUAUUGGCUGGAGCACAGCCAAGCUAUUUGCAAGGCUCGGAGCCAGGUUAUCUCUCAACGGCCGGAAAGAGGACAAGCUAAAGGAAGUGGCAGAAGCAUGCCAGCAGUACAUGCCACAAGACGCCAAAAUUCUCCAAACUCCAGGCGACCUAAGGGAUACCCAGUUGGCAGAAACCCUCGUAGAAUCAACGAGUAAAAAGUUCGGUAAAAUUGACAUUCUGGUCAACUGUGCAGGCAUAAUUGCAAAUGGGAGUAUUGAGAACACGUCUCUCGAACAGUACGACGAAAUGUUUGCCAUUAACGUUAGGACGGUCUUGCACCUAAUGUCUCUGGCCGUGCCACAUCUGAUCUUCAGCAAAGGAAGCAUUGUCAACGUGUCUAGUGUCACUGGUAUCAGAUCGUUUCAAAACGUGUUGGCCUACUGCAUGUCCAAAAGUGCUGUUGAUCAGCUGACCCACUGUUCAGCCUUAGAGUUGGCAAGCAAGCAAGUGAGGGUCAACGCUGUCAACCCCGGCGUAGUGGUCACAGAGCUGCAGAAGCGUGGAGGCAUGUCAGACGAGUCCUAUGCAACAUUCCUGGAACACUCAAAGACAACUCAUCCCCUGGGCCGAGUUGGGAACCCAGAUGAGGUGGCCAAAGCCAUUGCAUUCCUGGCCUCGGACGCUGCUUCGUUCAUCACAGGAGUCACGCUACCAGUGGACGGCGGGCGGCACGCAACUUGUGCCCGAUAACACUCGGCAUUGUCAGCAUAUUAGAGAGGCGGGUUUCUCCCUGGCAAUUCCCCCAGCAAUUACUGUGAGAAACCUGCUACGAUUUCUACAAGGAGCUUCUGCAGACACAUUUCCGAGUCGAUUUGUUCUUGUGGUUUGCUUUGCUGUUACGCUUAUUUAAGUGCUCUGUUUAAUUAAAAGGAAUAUGUAUACUUCA